CAAAAUAUCUGAAACAAUUAUCUCAAAAAACGAACAAAAUCGCCAAUCCAAACCUCCCCAUACUUCUCCCUCCUUUUUUCUAUCUGCAAUCAUCGUGUGCGUGUUUUCUCGAAGCUUAUGUCUUCUUCUCUUCCCCUCAGCUUUAAUUAUCUUCCUUCAUGGCACAAAUCAUCAACAACUCCUUCAGAAUUCAAUAAGAAUGUCUUUAGCUUCUCAAGUUUCUCCAAACCCAUAUCCCCCUCCCUCUCAAAAUCUCACGUUUGCUUCGCAUUUAGCAACAACAGCGCCGAAUACGAACGGGAAGAAACCAGAUGGCUCCGGGAAGAGCAGCGGUGGAUGCGGGAGGAGCAGCGGUGGAUUCGGGAGGAACAACGGUGGGAGGCUGAGAGAGAGUCUCUAUUGAAUGAAAUCAAGGCUCUGAAACUCCAAAUUCAGGAGCUGCAACAUGAAGGAGCUAAUAAUUCCAUUUCGAAUGUUACAAAUUUGUUGCAUGUGUUGAAGAAAGAGGUGAACCAGAUCGCGGAGAGUGGGUCUAGUGCUUCACCGUUGGUGGUGGAGGCAGCUGCGGCGGUUGAGGAUGCUGUAGAGGUGGUGGUGAAGGAGGUGGUUAGGGUUGAAGAGAAGGUAAAGGAGAAGGAGGUGAUUAAGCCUGCGGAGGAGGUAAAGAAGAAAGAGGUAACGAAGAAGAGGACAACAUUGAGGGUAGGAUCAGAAGGCGAUCAAGUUCAAAUGAUGCAGGAGGCACUGCAAAAAUUAGGAUUUUAUUGUGGGGAAGAAGAUGAGGAGUUUUCUAGCUUUUCAACUGGCACAGAGAGAGCUGUAAAAACAUGGCAGGCUUCCAUUGAUGUGCCUGAAACUGGAAUAAUGACAGCAGAGCUUCUUGAAAGAUUAUAUAUGGAUCAAAAAGACGAAAGUUCUGGCUUCAAGGAGAGUGGAAAUGGAGUUGUGGUGGCUUCCAUAACACCAGUACCAGAAACUCCUUCGAGAACUGUAAACGAAUAUACAGAAUCCGAGCAUCGUGUCUUUCUUCUUGGAGAAAAUAGAUGGGAAGAUUCUUCAAGGCUUACAAACAAAAACAAUAUAAAUAGCAAAGGCGUAUUAACCUCAAAGUGCAUUACAUGUAAUGGGGAAGGCCACUUAUUGUGCGAAGAAUGUGAUGGGACUGGUGAGCCAAACAUAGAGCCACAGUUUUUGGAAUGGGUAGGGGAAGACACGAAAUGCCCGUAUUGUGGAGGCAAUGGUCAUACAACUUGUGACGUGUGUCAAGGCUCAGGAAUGCCCCUUGGAUCAAUGAGAGAGUAGAAGCAAGUAGCAACAUAGUGAUCGUUUAUUUUUCUUAACGAGAGUAGUCAUAUUCAUGAUGGGCUUUUUAAGUUAAAGAGUGUUUUCCAUAAAAGUUGGGUCUAUAAGGCACUUGUGUCUUGCAAUCUUGAAGAUUAUCGGCUAAAUUUUUAUACACAUUUAUAUCAAAUCUGAACUUUGGUAACACAAUAAACCAAAAUUAACCAUUAAAAGCACUACAAAA
Messenger RNA from Lactuca sativa (garden lettuce), 1525 nucleotides. It is a transcript of the gene PTAC5, whose product is annotated as plastid transcriptionally active 5. The record is from RefSeq and is a predicted model, not a curated record. Gene Ontology annotation, molecular function: protein disulfide isomerase activity. Gene Ontology annotation, cellular component: chloroplast. Gene Ontology annotation, biological process: chloroplast organization. NCBI's taxonomy places the organism in Eukaryota, Viridiplantae, Streptophyta, Magnoliopsida, Asterales, Asteraceae.